Messenger RNA from Striga asiatica, 375 nucleotides. Lineage: Eukaryota; Viridiplantae; Streptophyta; Magnoliopsida; Lamiales; Orobanchaceae. The record is from the annotation of a GenBank genome assembly.
AUGAGCAUCGGCACAAGUCUCAUCCGUGUCGUUGUAAAUGAGCUUGAGGGCCUGGACGACUUCGCCCAUGAAAGGGCGGUGGGUGACCUCCGGGUGAACGCACAUGGCAGCAAUGGCGGCCACCUUAGCCAUGUCAUCGAAAUUGUAGGUUCCGGCAAGGGUGGGGUCCGCCAGCUGCUCGAGGCCAUCGCGGUUGGCGAGGAGGGGCCGGGCCCAUGUGACGAGGUUCUCCUGGCCUGGGGACUGGGACAUGUCGACAGGCUUCCGCCCGGUGAGCAGCUCCAGCAGGACGACCCCGUAGCUGUAGACAUCGCUCUUGACGAGCAAAUGUCCCGUCAUUGCGAUUCUUCAUUGGGGGAGUUUAAAGAAGUCUGA